UUUCUAAGCUUUGACAAAGUUGUAUCGUAAUUUUGCAAUAGCUUUGGAUUAGAGUAACAGGGAGUUGAGAGCAAAUUUUAGCUCUUAAAAUGGAUCAGAAUGAAUGUCUAUCACAAAGCAAAGUCCAGGUUGGUGAUCAAAUUUCCUAGUUCAUACUCCCUCUGUCCCAUUUUAUAUGAUGUUUAUUCUUUUUUGGGACGUCCCAAAAAGAAUGAACCUAUUAUACUCACUAUUUUUGAACACUACUUUACACUAUUACACCCACUACUUUCUUCUACUAUCUCCAUUAUAUAAUAAUAUAAACACUAUUACACCCACUAUUUUCCUUCACUAUCUCAAAUCCAUUAUUAAACAUUGAUAGGUCCCACCACCUUACACACUUUUCAACUAAACUUACUAUCUUUUUCUUAAUCUCCGUGAAAGUCAAACCAGCUCAUACAUUUUGGGACGGAGGGAGUAUAUAUGUUAAUGGCUUAUCAAUUUGAGCAGGAUCUUCUUCAUAUUUCAUGAUGGCACUUUCAACAUUUGAACUAAGAUACCAAAUUUAUACCACCGGACAAAAGUACUGGUGCACGUUCAAUGUUUUACUACUGAUGAUUAAAGCAAGAGCCCUACGCACUACAUGGAAUUUAUUCUAUCAACUUUAAAUUAUUGUAUGUGAUUCUGCCAAGUAGCAAUUGGCUAAUUUUUACAAUUAUUCGGCUGUGAAAACGUCUGGAUCCUCUUUCACUACUAAACCCAAACCAAUUUACAUCCUCGUGACCAUAAGGACCUACAUUCAAAUUACGUGAAAAAAGUCAAAACGACACUCAUUUUGGGACAGAAGCUUGACAAGAAAAAUAAUGGAGCCCAUUAUAGGUACCCUCCAUGUUAAAUAUAUAUAUAUAUUGAAAAACAGUAUGCUGAGUUAAAAGUUAUUAUAUACUCCUACUUAAAUACAAUAAUAACUCUAACUAGGCAUCUAAAACUUUUAUAGAUUAUAUAUAAUAACUCAAAAUUUAAGAAUCUAAACUUAUUUCGUUACAGAAGUAGUCCAUUUCUGUUUCUUGAUCACACCUACAUUUUCGGAAGUAGCUGCUGGGGUGACAAUUUCGGGUAACGGGUCGUGUUCGUGUCAGUAAUCGGGUCGAUUUCGGGUCAAGCUAAAAUCACUCAAAAUUGAAUAAAACUGAAAAUUAAAGUUAUUAGAAAUGAAGUUCUAAUUUCGGGUCAUUUCGGCUCAAUCGGGUGAUUUUCGGGUUUCUGUCUCUGUACAUUCGAUAAAUAUCACUAUUUCCUUGAAAAUGUUGAAAAUUAUUUAUGCUAAACAAGCAGAACAUGUAUGUUUUGCAACAUCAACAAAUGCUCAGCAUACUAAACAUGAUUUUGUAAAAUAAUAUGUUUUUUAGUGUUUUAUAUGCCAAAUGUAUAAAAUUUGCAAGAUUGUCAAUAAAAUAAUGAUCUUUGUAGAACAUGAUUCGAAAAAUAAUACUUUUUGCAAUGUUUUUAUGGAGUAUUUUAGUUGCAGUACAUAAGUGGUCUCCAAGUCUUCAAUGAAAACGUGGUCUUCAUGGAACUUAUCCCAUUUGGACGAAGAUUUAGACCACUGUUGAGAAGGUUUAGGCCGAAACUGACCCAAAUUUGGACCUUUAGCCACUGUUAUUUCAACAACAGCGCCUUAAAAUUAACUUUUUAGUUUUUACUGAUAAAUCAAGUAAUAUUGAUUUUGAAAAGUCCAAAAAGUAUGAUUCCAGUAACAAAGCUAGUUCAAGUGACUGCAUCUUAAAAUACAGCAAGCUUUUAUAUAUAGAGACAGGGGAUGCAGUUUCUUCUAUUAAUUCUUCUAUACAUAAAUAUAUAAGAACAUAUAGUAGGUAUGGAUCUGGCUAGUACUAUAGUGUUUUAUAUAGAUGCUGAAUUGGAGAUGGACGCUGAUAGAGUCGACGAAGAUGGGGAAACAAUCCUUCACAUUGCAUCUCGAAAUGGAAACACAGAACGUGUGCGUUUCAUUCUCAGGGAGUUUGCAAACAAAAAUCUUCUGGUCAAGCUUAGUCAUUAUAAACAUACAGCACUUCACAUGGCUAUAUACGAGGGACACACUGAAGUGGCUGAGAUCCUCAUUGAUGCAGCUCGACAUUUGCCUCCUCCUGCAGAUGAUAAUGAUAAAUCAGUUACUUCUUUUCAAGCUUUCCUUAGACAGGGCGAUAAAGAUAUGGACACCGCCUUACAUGCCGCAGUCAUGGAAGGAAAUGUCAGUAUUGUUAAGCUACUAGUAGAGGCGGAUCCAAGUGAUACACAUAUCCAAAACAAUGAUGGUAAAACACCAAUGUACAUAGCUGUGGAAAAAGGGCUCAACGAUAUAGCAGAUAUAAUCUCUACAACUUGCAUUACUCCAUCUUUGGACGGACCUCAUGGGAGUACUGUUGUGUGUAUUAAGAAUCUCGACCAAGGUAAGAGCCCAGGGGGAACAUUAUACAAAAUUAUGGACAGAUACGCUUUGUAUGUGGCAGCCAUUGAAGGAGAUGCUGAUGCCAUUCAUAAUUUGGAGAUGCGAGCUAAUAUGCUCAACCGAGGUGAAGAAACUAUCCUUCACGGUGAAUCUCAAAAUAAAUAUGCAGAACGUGUGCGAGUUAUUUUGAGGGAGUUUGCAAAAAAAAAUCUUUUGGCCACGCUGACUGCAGAGAAACAAACUGCACUUCACUUGGCAGCAAUAAAUGGACACACCGAAUUGGCUGAGAUCCUUAUCGAUGCAGCUAGACAUUUGCCUACUUCUUUUCAAGCGUUUCUCAGGAAAGCUGAUAAAUUGUUGAACACUGCCUUACAUAGAGCAGUUAUGGAAGGUCACCCUUCUAUUGUUAAGCUUUUAGUAGAGGCCGACCCGACUGAUACACAUCUUCAAAAUGAUGAAGGCAAAACUCCAAUGUACAUUGCUGUGGAGAAAGAGCUCAAUGAUAAUUUCGACAACGUGCAAAGCUCCAAAAAAAAUAUUGUAUCAGAUAACCAUUGUAUGGUGGAUAUAAUUUCGACAACUUGCAAAGCUCCAUCUUUGGACGGACCUGAUGGUAGUACUGUUAUGCGUAACACGAAUCUCGGACAAGCUAAGAGCCCCGGUGGAGGCCUCUAUAGAAUUAUGGAUAAAGAUGCACUGUAUGCAGCUGCCAUUGCCGGAAAUGCUGAUGCCAUAUCUAUAUUGGAGAUGCAAGCCGAUAGACUCGACCGUAAUGGAAAAACUAUCCUUCAUGUUGAAUCUGGUGAUGGAAAGACAGAACACGUGGCAUUUAUUUUGAAGGAGUUUGCACCCAAAAACCUUCUGGUCAGGCUAGAUAAUCAACAAGUGACUGCACUUAUGUUGGCUGCAUACUAUGGACACGCUGAAGUGGUUAACCUCCUCAUUGAUGCAGCUAGACAUUUGCCACCACCAUCUUCAGCUGAUGAUAAUCCAAUAACUUCUUUUCAAGCUUUUCUUAGGCAUGCUAAUCAAGAAUCGGAGACUGCCCUACAUGCAGCAGUUAAGAAAGGUCACGUGGAUAUUGCUAAGAUAUUAGUAGAGGCGGACCCAAAUGAUAAACAUAUUCAGAACAAAUAUGGUAAAACUCCGAUCUACAUGGCUGCAAAGAAUGGCUACCACCAAAUAGUUAAGCUGAUAUGUAAAACUUGCACUGCUCCCCCUGAUUUAGAUGGUCCAGCUGGUAGUACGACUGUUUUACAUGUUGCUAUAAAGAAUCUCAAUAAAGCGAAAAAAGAAGACAGAGAUGUGAUUGGACGAAUCAUUGAAUCCGUCAAAGGUGUACGUGAUCAUCAGGGCAAAUAUGGAAGAGAUGAAAGAUUAAUUAAUUUCUUUAACAGAACUGAUCAGAAGAAAUGCAUGGUUUUGGAACUAGCCGUAGAAGGAAAUUAUUUGGACGUGGUUAAAUUGAUAUUUGAAGAAAAUCCAGUGUAUCGCCUUCGUAAGCCCCGACAUCGUGAUUUGAUUGGUAUAAAACCUCUAGUUUACAAAGCCAUGGAUAAAGAGUACAAUGAGAUGGUCAACUUACUCACUGAAACAUAUGAAAGAUUAAUCAGAGAAGCAAACGAAAGAAGAGUUCAAACUAAUGCUGCUCUUAAUCUUGAGUUCGCGAUUAUGUCCCAGUUGAUCCAUGCUAUCAGUAUCCGUCUGGAAGACUUCGCUAUGAUGGUGUUGCAUGGAUGGCGUCGUGCAAAAUUUGAAUUUGUUGACAAUAUGGGAUGGACAGUACUUCACCAUGCAACAUAUUAUGAAUUUAAUUCAAUUCUUGACUACAUAGUAAGAGUGCAACAAGAACUUGAACAUCCAUUUUCGUAUCAAGACAUGAUAUCAACACCAUUUCAUGUAGCAGCACAAAAGGGAUAUACUUCUACGGUAAAACUUCUUCUCGAUAAAUGGCCGUCUACAUCUCAAGCAUAUACUGCUGUUGAUAAAAAUGGACAAAAUAUAUUACAUUUAGCAGCAUUGCAGAGCAACAAAGAGAUAAUUCAAUGUAGUAUAAAAAAAUGUCCAGAAGAGUAUAAGAAGAAAUUUAUAAAUGAGAUGGAUAAUAAUGGUGAUACGCCACUUCAUAUACUUAUCUUGCGUGGUUGCUUCGUUCCCGAACUCUUAAGAUAUGAAGGAAUCGAUAUGACCAUAAAAAACAAGAAAAGAUGGACUCCUGCAGAUAUGUUGUAUUUUGAAGACCAAAUUGCCGAUGAUCAGGUACAAAUCAAAAUUGCACUUGAUGGUAUCCAAACUGAUGGAAAAAUUGAUAUUUUUUCAAGUUCAGUCCUUCCAAGUAAACGGAUGAGAAAAGAUGAGAUUCUUAAAAAAGAAACACAAUCGAAGACGCAUGAAAAGUAUGCAGGGAUGAAAGAAGAUCCUGAUGCUAUUGCCAGUUGUUUUGCCGAUGCCAUUGCGGGAGAUGCUAUUUCCAAAGCUGCAUUAAAGAUGAAAGUAGAUAAAGUGAAUGAAUUGGGAGAAACUAUCCUUCAUGUUGAAUCAAAGAAGGGAGAUAUAGACAAUGUGCAAUUCAUUGUGAGUUCGUUUGCUAAGAAAAACCUUUUGGACAAGCUGGAUAGAUCAAAUCAAACUGCACUUCACCUUGCAGCACAACAUGGACACACUCAAGUGGUUGAAGCUCUGGUUCAUGCCGCUAAGAAAUUGUUUUGUUCAGCUAAUGAUGAUGCCAAUAUUCCAGUCAGUUCUUUUCAGAAUUUUGUUAGGCAAGCUAAUGUUCCAGACAAGAACACCACUUUACACCUAGCAGUCCUCAAUAAUAAUGUGGCAAUUGUUAAGCUCUUAGUAGAGGCGGAUCCAUAUGAUGACCAUGUUCAAAACAAUGUAGGCAAAACUCCAAUCUACAUAGCAUCCGAAAAUGGGUACAAAGAUAUAGUAAGAGAGAUCUGUAGCACUUGCAAUGCUCUGUCUAUAGAUGGUCCGGAUGGUACGACUGCUUUGCAUGCUCUUAUUCAGAAUAUAGGCCCAGUGACAGAAGGAGAGAGCGAUGUGAUUGGGAUGAUGGUUCAUGCAGCCAAACGCUGGAGUAGUGAACAGAAUGCAUCAGCCGUAGAUUUUGAAGAAAUAUUUAGGAGAACAGACAAGUCAGGAAGAACUGUCUUACAACUUGCGGUGGAGAGAAAUGAUGUGGAUGCUGUUAGACUCAUCCUAAAAGAAGAUCCGGCCAAUCAACUUGGUCGUGAUAUUAAAAGAAAUGGUCUCAUGCGUUUGAUCAGCAAUGCCAUUGAUAACGGGUAUAGUGAUGAUAUUAUCAAAUCACUGUCUGAAACAUACAAAGCUGGAAUAACAGACCCAGAUUAUAAAGAGGCACUUGCUUUGAUUCUUGCUAUUCAAAAGCUUGAUAAAGACUCUGUAUUAAGUCUCUUGAGAAAGGCCAAAAAACUUGUAAGUUUUACCGAAGAUAAUGGUUGGACACCACUUCACUAUGCAGUAUACUGCGAAUUUGAUUCGAUACUCGAUGCCAUAAUAAAAGCGCAAAAAGAGGUGGGAUACUCAUUUGUGUACAGAAAUAUGGAAUCUACACCAUUUUAUGUAGCAGUGAGACAUGGAUAUACUUCUACGUUGGUACGACUUCUGGAAUCAUGGCCAGCUUUGUCUUCUGCUGCUGAAUCUCCAUACACAAUUGUUACUGAAGAUGGUAAAAAUAUACUGCAUUUGGCAGCUGCUGCUGAUGCUGCUGAAAAUAAAAAAGCUUUUGCUGAUAAUGCUGAUACUAGAAAAGCUGCUGCCGAUAAUAGAAAAGAGAUGGUACAAGGUAUAUUGAAAUAUUGUCCUAAGAAGUACAAGGACAUGAUUUUGAAACAACAGGAUUGCAAUGGCAAUACUCCUCUCCAUCUACUUUUCUGGCAUGGUUGUUCUAUUCCUGAGCUAACAAAACAUCAAGGACUUGAUACAAUGAGAAAAAACAAGAAAGAAUUUACUCCCCUGGACAUGCUGUAUGUUAAAGACGAUAUUGUUGCUGAUCAGGUGCAUAUCAAAAUUGCACUUGAUGAUGUCCAGAAUGAUCAAUCAAUUUUGAAGCUUUGGGAUAAAAAAAGUGAGAAGAAAAAGGAUAUUUGGGAAUGUAACAAAACCACCCCAAGUAAACGAAGGAAAAAAGAUGUGAAAUUUGACGUAGAGAAAAAUAAAUUGAAGGAGAAAAAGCACGCCGAGAGGAAAAAAGAUCGGGAAAGAUAUAAAAUGAGGACCAACACCCAAAUAUUAGUUACGGCAUUGAUAACUACAGUAACUUUUACUGUAGGAUUUACGAUGCCGGGUGGUCUCCAUCAAAGUGGAGAGGCUGAUGAAGGACAGGUAAUUCUGUCUAGAAAGGGAGCGUUUAAUGUAUUCAUGGUAUCAGAUGCCUUAGCUCUACUGAUGUCAACAUCUUCAUUAUUUUUCUACUUCCUUGAAUCAAUGAAUGAAGAUCUACACCAGGUGUCACUGCUCAAUGCGUCAUCCACUGUGCUCAACAUUCUUUCUAUUGGGACGAUGAUGUUGACUUUUAUCGCAGGAACGUAUGUGGUCUUAUCCGACACACCAGUUCUGGCUAUAGCCAUUUGUAUCACUGGUUCUCUCUUCUUUUCUCUUAUUCUUCUGUGGAUCAUCAAGAUAGCAUAUGAUCGUUGCGUAAAAAAGAACAAAGAUUGAGUAUGCAUGUCACUAUUUUCAUAUGUUCUAAUAAAAUUUACAAUUUGUAUGAUGUAUUGUAUACGACUCCACAAUCAAGUGAUGGGCAAUGGUGUAGUACAUUUGUACC
Messenger RNA from Daucus carota subsp. sativus, 7223 nucleotides. RefSeq lists its product as uncharacterized. Gene Ontology annotation, molecular function: protein binding. The transcript is spliced from 9 exons. Gene Ontology annotation, cellular component: plasma membrane. The record is from RefSeq and is a predicted model, not a curated record. NCBI's taxonomy places the organism in Eukaryota, Viridiplantae, Streptophyta, Magnoliopsida, Apiales, Apiaceae. The coding region runs from base 1856 to 7114 and encodes 1752 amino acids.